This is a messenger RNA of Leptosomus discolor (cuckoo roller), 2965 nucleotides long. The record is from RefSeq and is a predicted model, not a curated record. Lineage: Eukaryota; Metazoa; Chordata; Aves; Leptosomiformes; Leptosomidae.
AUGAGUCGAGUCUGUAUUGUUGUUUUGGAGGAGGUGGAAGAUGAUUCUCCCACAUUUAUUUCCAAAUUACCUCAGGAAAAUAUAUCUUUACGUCCAUCGCCCUCUGGAAACGUGCUGCCACCAUUGGUUCAAGCUAUAUUUAAUGGAGAUCCUGAUGAAGUUCGCGCACUGAUAUUUAAGAAAGAAGAUGUUAAUUUUCAGGAUAAUGAGAAAAGGACCCCUUUACAUGCUGCUGCCUAUCUGGGAGAUGCAGAAAUUAUUGAACUACUUAUUUUAUCUGGAGCUAGAGUUAAUGCCAAAGACAGCAAAUGGUUGACUCCUUUACACAGAGCUGUGGCAUCUUGUAGUGAGGAUGCUGUUCAGGUGUUGUUAAAGCAUUCAGCAGAUGUCAACGCUCGUGACAAAAACUGGCAGACACCCCUACAUAUAGCAGCUGCAAACAAAGCUGUGAAAUGUGCUGAAGCUUUGGUGCCUCUUCUAAGCAACGUAAAUGUGUCUGAUCGAGCAGGCAGAACUGCAUUGCAUCAUGCAGCCUUCAGUGGACACGUUGAGAUGGUCAGCUUACUGUUGUCUAGAGGGGCCAAUAUUAAUGCAUUUGACAAGAAAGAUAGACGAGCUAUACAUUGGGCAGCAUAUAUGGGUCAUAUUGAAGUUGUGAAAUUACUUGUGGCCCAUGGUGCUGAAGUGACAUGCAAAGACAAGAAAUCGUAUACACCCUUACAUGCUGCAGCAUCUAGUGGAAUGAUCAGUGUAGUCAAAUAUCUUCUAGAUCUUGGAGUUGAUAUGAAUGAACCAAAUGCCUAUGGAAAUACUCCUCUUCAUGUAGCUUGCUACAAUGGGCAAGAUGUUGUAGUGAAUGAACUCAUAGACUGCGGUGCUAAUGUAAAUCAAAUGAAUGAAAAGGGUUUUACGCCUUUGCACUUUGCUGCUGCGUCAACACAUGGAGCAUUGUGUUUAGAGCUUUUGGUCUGUAACGGAGCAGAUGUAAAUAUGAAGAGUAAAGAUGGGAAAACACCUUUGCACAUGACAGCGAUCCAUGGUAGAUUUUCAAGAUCUCAAACCAUCAUUCAAAAUGGAGCUGAAAUAGACUGUGAAGAUAAGAAUGGAAAUACUCCUUUGCACAUAGCAGCUAGAUACGGCCAUGAGCUAUUAAUCAACACUCUGAUUACGAGUGGUGCUGACACUGCAAAGCGGGGUAUACAUGGGAUGUUUCCUCUCCAUUUGGCAGCAUUAAGUGGAUUUUCAGACUGCUGCAGAAAGCUCCUCUCAUCAGGUUUUGACAUUGACACACCAGAUGACUUUGGCAGGACUUGCCUUCAUGCAGCUGCAGCUGGAGGGAAUUUGGAGUGCCUAAAUCUUCUUCUAAAUACUGGUGCAGACUUCAACAAAAAGGACAGAUUUGGGAGAACUCCACUCCAUUAUGCUGCUGCCAAUUGUAAUUAUCAGUGCCUGUUUGCCCUUGUGGGAUCUGGAGCUAGUGUGAAUGACCUUGAUGAGAGGGGUUGUACACCUCUGCACUAUGCAGCUGCAUCAGACACAGAUGGAAAGUGCCUGGAAUACUUACUAAGAAACGAUGCCAAUCCGGGGAUCCGAGACAAACAAGGCUACAAUGCAGUUCAUUAUUCAGCUGCUUAUGGUCAUCGCUUGUGUCUUGAAUUGAUUGCAAGUGAAACGCCUCUAGAUGUUCUAAUGGAAACAUCAGGUACUGACAUGCUGAAUGAUUCAGACAACAGAGCACCUAUAAGUCCGCUGCAUUUAGCUGCCUAUCAUGGCCACCAUCAAGCUCUGGAAGUGCUGGUGCAGUCGCUGCUGGACCUUGAUGUGAGGAAUAAUAAUGGAAGGACACCACUGGAUCUUGCUGCCUUUAAGGGACAUGUGGAAUGUGUAGAUGUGCUCAUUAAUCAGGGAGCAUCAAUCUUGGUGAAAGAUUAUGUUGUAAAGAGGACCCCAAUACAUGCUGCAGCUACGAAUGGUCAUUCAGAAUGUCUGCGGCUAUUGAUAGGAAAUGCAGAACCACAGAACGCGGUGGACAUUCAAGAUGGAAAUGGACAGACUCCUCUGAUGUUGUCAGUUCUCAAUGGGCACACUGACUGCGUUUAUUCACUCCUUAACAAAGGAGCAAAUGUAGAUGCCAAAGAUAAGUGGGGAAGGACAGCAUUACACAGAGGGGCAGUUACAGGGCAUGAGGAAUGUGUGGAAGCCUUGCUUCAACAUGGUGCUAAGUCCUUACUGCGAGACUGUAGGGGGCGAACCCCUAUACACUUGUCGGCUGCAUGCGGACAUAUAGGUGUUCUAGGAGCUCUCCUGCAGUCGGCUACAUCUGCAGAUGCAGUACCUGCAAUAGCAGACAAUCACGGCUAUACAUCACUGCAUUGGGCCUGCUAUAAUGGUCAUGACAGUUGUGUAGAGCUCCUCCUGGAACAGGAAGUUUUCCAGAAAAUGGAAGGAAAUUCUUUCAGUCCCUUGCAUUGUGCUGUGAUAAAUGACAAUGAAGGUGCUGCAGAAAUGUUAAUUGAUACACUAGGUGCUGGUAUUGUAAAUUCAACAGAUUCAAAAGGAAGAACUCCUCUUCAUGCAGCAGCUUUUACAGAUCACGUUGAGUGUCUCCAGCUCCUGCUCAGUCACAAUGCUCAAGUAAAUGCUGUAGAUUCUUCUGGGAAAACACCUUUAAUGAUGGCUGCAGAAAAUGGACAGACGAAUACAGUUGAGGUGCUGGUUAGCAGUGCUAAAGCUGAUCUGACUUUGCAAGACAGUUCCAAGAACACAGCACUCCAUUUGGCUUGCAGCAAGGGUCAUGAAACUAGUGCCUUGUUAAUACUGGAGAAGAUUACGGAUAGAAACCUCAUCAAUGCCACCAAUGCAGCCUUGCAAACACCUCUGCAUGUUGCUGCUCGGAAUGGACUCACGGUUGUAGUUCAAGAACUUUUAGGGAAGGGAGCAAGUGUACUUGCUGUAGAUGAAAAUG